Molecule: messenger RNA, 5931 nt
Organism: Seriola dumerili (greater amberjack)
Lineage: Eukaryota; Metazoa; Chordata; Actinopteri; Carangiformes; Carangidae
Gene: eml5
Product: echinoderm microtubule associated protein like 5
Exons: 44
Coding region: 1-5925 (1974 amino acids)
Molecular function (GO): microtubule binding
Source: RefSeq, a predicted model, not a curated record
AUGGCUGACAGAACUGCUCCCAACUGCCACCUGAGACUGGAGUGGGUGUACGGAUACCGGGGACAUCAGUGCCGCAACAACCUGUACUACACCGCCGCCAAGGAGAUAGUCUAUUUUGUCGCCGGUGUUGGGGUUGUGUACAACACCCGGGAGCACAAGCAGAAAUUUUACCUGGGACACAACGAUGACAUAAUCAGUUUAGCUCUGCAUCCCGAGCGUGUGUUGGUGGCCACAGGGCAGGUGGGCAAGGAGCCUUACAUCUGUGUAUGGGACUCCUACACUGUGCAGACUGUGUCCAUUCUCAAGGAUGUGCACACACACGGCAUCGCGUGCCUGGCCUUUGACCUCGAGGGACAGUGUUUGGUGUCCGUGGGCUUGGACUCUAAAAACACAAUCUGUGUGUGGGACUGGAGGAGAGGGAAGGUUCUGGCAGCCGCUCCCGGUCAUACAGACAGAAUAUUUGACAUAUCAUGGGAUUUGUACCAGCCGAGCAAGCUUGUAAGCUGUGGCGUCAAACAUAUCAAGUUUUGGAGCUUAUGUGGUAAUGCUCUCACACCCAAACGUGGUGUUUUUGGCAAAACGGGGGAUCUCCAAACCAUCCUCUGCCUUGCAUGCGCCAAGGAUGAGGUCACGUAUUCAGGUGCCUUGAAUGGUGACAUCUACGUGUGGAAAGGGAUCAACCUGAUGAGGACAGUGCAAGGAGCUCAUGGGUCAGGGAUUUUCAGCAUGAAUGCCUGCGAAGAGGGCUUCGCCACCGGGGGCCGAGACGGCUGCGUCCGGCUGUGGGAUCUCAACUUCAAACCAAUUACUGUCAUUGAUCUCAGGGAAACAGAUCAAGGAUAUAAAGGGCUGUCUGUGCGGAGCGUGUGCUGGCGGGGAGAUCACAUCCUGGUGGGCACGCAGGACAGCGAGAUCUUCGAGGUGGUGGUCCACGACCGCAACAAGCCCUUCCUCAUCAUGCAGGGUCACUGCGAGGGCGAGCUGUGGGCGUUGGCCGUGCACCCCACCAAGCCUCUGGCCAUGACAGGAAGUGACGACCGCUCAGUCAGGAUAUGGAGCCUUAUAGAUCACGCACUGAUAGCCCGCUGUAAUAUGGAGGAGCCUAUCCGCUGUGCCGCUGUGAGCACCGAUGGCAUUCACCUGGCGUUGGGAAUGAAGGAUGGCUCGUUCACUGUUCUGAGAGUCAGGGAUAUGACAGAGGUGGUCCACAUCAAGGACAGGAAGGAGGCCAUUCAUGAGCUGAAGUAUUCUCCUGACGGGGCCCAUUUGGCCGUCGGCUCCAACGAUAACUCAGUGGACAUCUAUGGUGUGGUGCAGAGGUACAAGAAAGUGGGCGAGUGCAUCGGCUCCAACAGCUUCAUUACACACAUGGACUGGUCCACGGACAGCAAGUACCUGCAGACCAACAAUGGCAGCGGCAGGAGGCUUUUCUAUAGGAUGCCAAGUGGGAAGGAGGUGACCAACAGGGAAGAGCUGAAGCUGGUACAGUGGGCUUCAUGGACGUGUGUGUUGGGCCCUGAGGUUAAUGGAAUAUGGCCCAAGUACUCAGACAUCAAUGACAUCAACUCGGUGGAUGCCAACUUCAACAAUCAAGUCUUAGUAACAGCUGACGACUAUGGAUUGGUCAAACUUUUACGGUAUCCAUGUGUAAAAAAAGGUGCAAAAUUUAAAAAGUAUUUAGGUCAUUCAGCCCACAUAACCAACGCUAGAUGGUCACAUGACUACCAGUGGGUGAUAACUAUUGGUGGUGCUGAUCACUCCGUGUUCCAGUGGAAGUUUGUCCCUGAAAGAAAGUCUAAAGAAGCUCUGCAUAUAGCGCCGCAAGAGACCUUGGCAGACUCUAACAGUGAAGAGUCAGACUCUGAUCAGUCAGACGUACCUGAGAUGGAUUCAGAAAUCGAGCAGGAGACGCAGCUCACAUAUCGACGACAGGUGUAUAAGGAAGAUCUACCUCAGCUCAAAGAGCAGUGCAAAGAGAAGCAUCGAGCGACGGCCAUGAAGAAGAGAGAGCGAGCACCAGGGAGCGGGGUGAAGCUGCACUUCAUCCAUGGCUACAGAGGCUACGAUUGCAGGAGCAACCUGUUCUACACUCAGACCGGGGAGAUAGUCUACCAUGUAGCUGCCGUUGGGGUUGUGUACAACAGACAACAGAAUACGCAGCGUUUCUACAUGGGUCAUGAUGAUGACAUCCUCUCUCUGGCUAUCCACCCCCUCAAAGACUUUGUAGCAACGGGCCAGGUUGGCAGAGAUUCCUCCAUCCACAUAUGGGACACAGAAACGUUGAAACCCAUGUCCGUGUUGAAGGGUUUCCACCAGCUCGGAGUGUGCGCUCUGGACUUUUCUGCGGAUGGCAAACGGCUGGCCUCCGUGGGCCUGGACGACAAUCACACCAUUGUGCUGUGGGACUGGAGGAAGGGGGAGAAGCUCUCUGCCAUGCGGGGAAGCAAGGACAAGAUUUUCGUUGUCAAAAUAAACCCGUACCUGCCGGAUAAGCUCAUCACAGCUGGUGUGAAACAUAUGAAGUUUUGGCAUAAAGCUGGUGGUGGACUAAUUGGGCGCAAGGGGAACAUGGGGAAGACGGAGACUAUGAUGUGCGCCGUGUACGGCUGGUCGGAGGAGAUGGUGUUUUCGGGCACAUGCACCGGGGACAUUUGCAUCUGGAGGGACAUGUUCCUGAUGAAGACCGUCAAAGCUCACGACGGCCCUGUUUUCAGUAUGCACGCUCUAGAAAAGGGAUUUGUGACUGGAGGAAAGGACGGUAUAGUGGCUCUGUGGGAUGACACUUUCGAGAGAUGCCUCAAGACCUACGCCAUCAAGAGAGCAGUCCUGGCCCCAGGCUCUAAAGGGUUGCUGUUGGAAGACAACCCCUCCAUACGUGCCAUAUCUCUGGGCCACGGCCACAUCCUGGUGGGGACCAAGAACGGUGAGAUCUUGGAGGUUGACAAGAGUGGUCCCAUCACUCUGCUGGUCCAGGGCCACAUGGAGGGUGAGGUGUGGGGCCUGGCCACUCAUCCCCAUCUCCCUCUCUGUGCCACUGUCAGCGAUGACAAGACCCUGCGCAUAUGGGACCUCUCACCCAGUCACUGCAUGCUGGCUGUACGCAAGCUCAGGAAAGGCGGCCGCUGCUGCUGCUUCUCUCCUGAUGGCAAAGCCUUGGCGGUGGGCCUGAACGACGGCAGCUUCCUUAUUGUGAACGCAGACACCCUGGAGGACCUGGUGUCCUUCCACCACCGCAAGGACAUCAUAUCUGAUAUCCGAUUCUCUCCAGGUACUGGGAAGUACCUUGCAGUGGCAUCAGGAGACACUUUUGUGGAUAUUUACAAUGUAAUGAGCAGCAAAAGAGUUGGAGUCUGCAAAGGAUGCCUCAACUACAUUACCCAUCUGGACUGGGACAAGAGAGGAAAACUACUUCAAGUCAACACAGGUGCUAAAGAGCAGUUUUUUUUCGAAGCUCCUCGCGGCAAAAGGCAGACCAUUCCGGCUACAGAGGUGGAGAAGAUCGACUGGAGCACGUGGACGUGUGUCCUGGGAACGUCUGUUGAGGGAAUCUGGCCCGUGAUCAAUGAGGUGACAGAGGUGACCGCUGCCUGCCUUAGUAACGACAGGAAGGUGCUGGCAACAGGAGAUGAUUUGGGAUACGUCAAGCUCUUCAGAUACCCUGUCAAGGGGAAGUAUGCAAAGUUCAAACGCUACGUGGCCCACAGCGCACAUGUUACCAAUGUGCGAUGGACCCAUGACGACAGCCUCUUGGUGACAGUGGGUGGGGGUGACACAUGCCUCAUGAUCUGGGCCCAUGAGCCCGAGAGCCACAGGGAAUUCAAACAGUGUGACAGCGAGGAGUCGGACAUCGAGAGCGAGGACGACGGAGGUUACGACAGCGAUGUUACGAGAGAGAACGAGAUCAACUACACCAUCAAGGCCUUAUCCACCAACAUGCGACCCAUGACUGGUGUGAAACCCCACUUGCAGCUGAAAGAGCCCUCUGUUGAUGAAAGACAAGGGGUGGUGAGAGGGUCAAGGCCUCCUGUCAGCAGAGCGCUGCCUCAGCCAGAGAAGCUGCAGACCAACAAUGUUGGCAAAAAGAAGAGACCAAUCGAGGACCUAGUGUUGGACCUGGUAUUUGGUUACCGUGGCAAUGACUGCCGCAAUAACGUGCACUACCUGAAUGAGGGGGCGGACAUCAUCUACCACACGGCCUCAGUUGGCAUCGUGCUCAACUUGACGACCUCCUGCCAAAGUUUCUAUGUUGAACACAGUGACGACAUUCUGUGCCUGACCAUCAAUCAACAUCCCAAAUUCCCCAACGUGGUGGCAACUGGCCAAGUAGGUGAUACUGGUGACAUGUCAGCCACGUCUCCAUCUAUUCAUGUGUGGGACGCCAUGACCAAGCAGACGCUGUCGGUGCUACGCUGUUUCCACUCCGGUGGAGUUUGUUCUGUCAGCUUCAGUGCCACAGGAAAACUCCUGCUGUCUGUGGGCCUGGACCCUGAACACACUGUCACCAUCUGGAAGUGGCAGGAAGGUGCCAAAGUGGCCAGCCGGAUAGGUCACACCCAGAGGAUCUUUGUGGCCGAGUUUCGGCCAGACUCAGACACGCACUUUGUGUCUGUGGGGAUCAAACACGUGCGCUUCUGGACGUUAGCUGGUCGAGCUCUGCUCAGCAAGAAAGGUGUGCUGAGCUCCAUAGAGGACGCCCGGAUGCAGACCAUGCUGUCUGUAGCAUUUGGAGCUAAUAACUUGACAUUUACAGGUACCAUAAGUGGGGAUGUGUGUGUGUGGAAGGAACACAUUCUAGUAAGAAUAGUGGCCAAAGCUCAUACGGGCCCUGUGUUCACCAUGUACACCACACUGAGAGACGGCCUCAUUGUCACCGGAGGCAAAGAAAGACCGUCAAAGGAGGGAGGUGCUCUGAAGCUCUGGGACCAGGAGCUAAAACGCUGCAGAGCCUUUCGAUUAGAAACUGGACAGAUCAUAGACUGUGUUCGGUCUGUGUGCAGAGGAAAGGGUAAAAUCCUCGUGGGGACCAGAAACGCAGAGAUCAUUGAAGUAGGGGAGAAGAACGCAGCGUGCAACAUCUUGGUGAACGGACACAUGGACGGACCUAUCUGGGGCUUAGGCACGCAUCCCUCUAGAGACGUGUUUCUGUCUGCUGCAGAGGAUGGCACUGUUCGCCUGUGGGACAUCCCAGAGAAGAAGAUGCUGAAUAAGGUGAACCUGGGCCACCCGGCGCAUACCAUCAGCUACAGUCCCGAGGGAGACAUGGUGGCCAUCGGCAUGAAGAAUGGAGAGUUCAUCAUCCUGCUGGUUACCUCGCUCAAAAUCUGGGGCAAGAAAAGGGACCGGCGCUCUCCUAUCCAGGAUAUUAGGUUCAGUCCAAAUUCUCGUUACUUGGCUGUGGGCUCCACUGAGAGCGCAGUCGACUUCUACGACCUGACGCUCGGCCCGCAGCUGAACCGCAUCAACUGCUGCAGGGACAUCCCCAGCUUCGUGAUGCAGAUGGACUUCUCUGCUGACAGCACUUACGUCCAGAUAUCCACAGGUGCUUACAAACGACUGGUGUACGAGGUGCCGUCUGGGAAGCAGGUGACAGAGCAGUCCCACAUUGACAGGAUUACCUGGGCCAGCUGGACGAGUGUCCUUGGCGACGAGGUUGUUGGGAUCUGGUCCCGUAACACCGACAAAGCAGAUGUCACCUGUGCCUGUGUGUCCCACUCAGGCCUUAACAUUGUCACAGGCGACGACUUUGGGAUGGUAAAGCUGUUUGACUUUCCAUGUCCAGAGAAGUUUGCCAAACACAAACGGUUUCUGGGUCAUUCUGCUCACUUGACCAACAUACGCUUCACCAACGGAGAUCGCUUUGUUGUCAGUGCUGGUGGAGAUGACAGAAGCCUCUUUGUGUGGAGGUGUGUUCAUGCUCCUCACUGAGGAUCA